AUGAAGACCCCGUUUGGAAAGGCAGAUGCAGGGCAGCAGUCCAAAACAGGCGCAGGUGAUGCAAGUGUGUCUGUUACCGUGAUGAAGAGAAAGGUUGCCCACAAGCAGCAUAGGAGCAGACCCACCUCCCAGCCUCAGAGGAACAUCGUGGGCUGCAGAAUUCAGCAUGGAUGGAAGGAUGGAGAUGAACCUCUGACACAGUAGAAGGGAACUGUUUUGGAUCAGGUACCUGUAAAUCCCUCUCUGUAUCUCAUCAAAUAUGAUGGAUUUGACUGUUAUGGAUUGGAACUUCACAGAGAUGAAAGAGUGUCCUCACUUGAAGUCCUUCCUAGUAAAGUUGCAUCAUCUAGAAUUAAUGAUACACACUUAACAGAAAUUAUGAUUGGCAAAGCAGUGGAACAUAUUUUUGAGACAGAGGAAGGUUCCAAAAAUGAAUGGAGGGAAAUGGUCUUAGCUCAGGCGCCUAUCAUGAGCACGUGGUUUUACAUUACCUAUGAGAAAGAUCUUGUAUUAUAUAUGUACCAGCUCUUAGAUGAUUAUAAAGACAGUGACCUACACAUUCUUCCAGAUUCCCCUGAUUCUCUUCCCUCAGAGAGGGAGCCAGGAGAAGUCAUAGACAGCUUAGUAGGCAAACAGGUGGAAUAUGCCAAAGACGAUGGCUCCAAGAGAACAGGCAUGGUUAUUCAUCAGGUAGAAGCAAAGCCCUCUGUGUACUUCAUCAAAUUUGAUGAUGAUUUCCAUAUCUAUGUCUAUGAUUUGGUAAAAACAUUUUAG
Messenger RNA from Equus quagga, 774 nucleotides. Its product is annotated as spindlin-3-like. Gene Ontology annotation, cellular component: cytosol; nucleoplasm. NCBI's taxonomy places the organism in Eukaryota, Metazoa, Chordata, Mammalia, Perissodactyla, Equidae. The record is from RefSeq and is a predicted model, not a curated record. Gene Ontology annotation, biological process: gamete generation; regulation of DNA-templated transcription.